AUGUACUUGGGGUCUCAAAGAAAAAAUGGAACAGUGGAAUUAGAAAUUGUAGGUGAGAUUCCAAAAACAGAAAGGUUAGAUACUGAUGUAAUUUCUCCUGUUUCAUAUGAUGAUUUAUUCGAGAUUAUACCUAACUCUAGAGGAGGAAAACAUGGUAAUGAAUUGAAGAUUGAUAUAUCUGAAGACUUAAAAUCUCAGAUGACCGAGUUACUCAGAUUUUGUGGCAUUCAUGAAUUUGAUGAAGAAGACUCCGUGCAAUUAGAAGAAAAUGGGAAGCAUACAAAAGCGAAUAAGGAUUUUAGGAGUGUUAAACCUCUUAAAGCUCACUCCAUAGGGCCUCCAUUUUUGGUAAGAUUGAUGAGAUAUAAUUUAUUGGAAAAUAAAUUUCCCAACUUUUUCGAUUUUGGGGUAAACUUAACUUUGCCUGCUUCUUUUCAAGUUUCUGAAUAUCGCUUACUGAAGACAGUUCAUCCUAGAGAUAACCCAUGGUACAAGGGUUGCAGGAAACUCAUUCUAUUAGGGAUUCCCUCAUUUUUACGCCCACAAGACUUGAAAGAAAUUAUUUUAUCUUUUGCUAAAAAGCCAGAAUGUAACUUAAAGAUGAAAGAAAGGAAUAAUGAAAACCUCAGACUAAAUUUGAAGUCUCCGUCUCAGCGAUGCUUCUCAGUUAUGGAAUUAGGCAUAAAAAACUUCACGAACUUGUUUACGACAGAAAAUAAGGAUUACUAUUUAAAUAAUUUAUAUCAGCCUUGUGGAGCUAUAGUAAAGAGCCAUAUGAACAUGGCAUUAUUAGAGUUUCAGGAAGAAGAAGAUGCUCUCGAAUUUUGGGUGGCGCUAAGUACUGGAUUGUUCCAAUGCUAUGGGAGUGUUUUAACAGCUAUUCCUGAUCCUUCUGGGAAAAGAAUUAUUGCAGAGGGAAUGCUGACAGUAUUUUCUCCAAAAAACGUUCCUCUUUUGGAGUCAGUGGAAUCUUCUGCGAAGACCAUUUUACAAAAAGAUUUUUCGAGCUUGAAUGAAGUAGAGCUCUUUUUAUCUUUUCCACUGAUUGGCUCUCCACGUUCUAUUGAUACUAUAAAAAGUGAGUUGAUUCAGGUAUUUAAAGAUAUACCUGAAUCCGAUAGCUAUGUUAUUGAAGAAACAACAAAUUGCCUAACCAUCCAUUCUAAAAUUCAAAAAGUUAUUGAAUUAAUCAAUAAUCGUCUUUUUCAACAUUGUACUUUCAAGAUGAUCUCAGAAACCGAUAAUAGGAAUUGUUUAGAUGAAAAUCUCCAAAUUGUGAAUACUGCAAUGUUCAUUUUUAGAGAAAAAGUUUGUGAACCCGUAAUCAUUCAAGGAAAUUAUGACAUUCAUCCAGUUAAACAUUGUACAAUUGAAUUUGGUGCUUCAAAUAAGAAGCGUGAAAAGAACUCAAAAGUUAGUUUUUCUUCAGCAAAUCAUAAUGAUCAGGACACAGAACCUGUUGGGUUUCUUUUUAAGAAAUUUGAAGAACUCAGAGAAGCUCUCCAACAUGGAUUAGCUCCAAUUUCUAAUAAUUCCGAAGACCAGAACAUAAAUUCUAGCCAAAAUGGCUCAAGCAAUACUAAAGGAUUGCUUAGAACUCCUUCGGAGAUGGGUAUGAUGGGUGAAUCUAAUACUCCAAGUAUAACAUCUAACACAGAAAAUAUUAUCAGCAAAAAACUUUCUGGAGUCCAAAUAAAUGGGUCUUUUAAGGAUGAACAAGAAAGUUUUGUUCAGGAGUCUCCAGAUUCACAUCCUAGACGUUCAAAUAAUAGAAAAAGAACUCUAAAAAAUUUAGAUAACGAAGAGCAGGAAUUUCCAAUCGACUCAAACUCAAACUAUAAUAAUGGUAGUGGAUUAAAUAGAGAUAACACACAGAAACCAGAAGAUAAUAAAGCUGAGAGAUUUACAAGCAAAAGGAGAACUUCUGUUGAGUUGCCAAGGAAAAGCAUUAAGAGUAGCUCAUAUAAGAGAGAAUCCUGA
Messenger RNA from Cryptosporidium ubiquitum, 1980 nucleotides. RefSeq lists its product as uncharacterized. Lineage: Eukaryota; Apicomplexa; Conoidasida; Eucoccidiorida; Cryptosporidiidae. The transcript has a single exon. The record is from RefSeq and is a predicted model, not a curated record. Bases 1 to 1980 code for a protein of 659 amino acids.